Messenger RNA from Brassica rapa (field mustard), 4379 nucleotides. Its product is annotated as CBS domain-containing protein CBSCBSPB2. Gene Ontology annotation, molecular function: protein binding. The record is from RefSeq and is a predicted model, not a curated record. Lineage: Eukaryota; Viridiplantae; Streptophyta; Magnoliopsida; Brassicales; Brassicaceae.
GUGUGUCGUACUUGUAAAAGGGAAAAAAGUAUUUAUAUUUUAGUUCAUAUUUUUAUACCGUCUAAAAAAAUAAAUUUGGUAAGUAAAAUUUCUACAUCUGAUUUUCUUUUAUUGUAUGCAGCUUUAAGAGAUUAAUAUGAAAUGUGAUUAGUAGUUUUAAAAUUAUAGACAAAAUAUUUAAAAUGUGAAUCACUCUUAGAUCCCAACAUAUCACCUACAAAAAAAUUGAAAUUGGUUAGUAUGUAAUAUCUACCAUUUGAAUUGUACUACCAAAAUUGAAUUUAUCGUAACAUGAAGCUAGUCAUGCUAAAAAUCUAAUUAUAAGAGAGAAAACACUAAAAGUAGGAAAUUUUAUUUCGCAAUUAUCAGAAUUUUUAACGAGUAAAAAUUCAAAUUAGAUAAUCUCAAAUAUAAAACAUUAGAAUUUUAGUUUAUUUAGUUUGACAAUUAUUUAUUUUUUAAAAAAGCAAAUGCAAUCAUAGACAGAUAAAUAGAAGAUCGAAUUCUAGAAAAUACGUUUAAAGUUAUUAAUUGAGAUACUCAUGCUUUCUUUUUCAUGUUUACAAAUUUUUUUGUUUUGUUUUAGAUACUUAUCUAAAACUCCAAUGUUGGAGGUGUUAUUAUAGUUGUCUCUUGCGACUCUAUUUAAUAUAAACAAAAGUGCACUAAAAGUCCGCCAAACUAUAUAAGAAAAAAAAAAUUAUUUUCUACUAGUAUCGUGGACAAUAGGAAAGAUGAUUUGGAAAAAAUAAUAAUGUAAUCAUUAGUUUUCUUGCUAUUAAUCUUUGCAAAAAAAUUUUUUUUAAUGUGAGUCAAGUUUUGUUUCAUUUGUAAAUAACUAAAUCUACCAUAUAUAGGCAAAAGAACAACAAUAUGGAUCAAUCUUUUUUUUAAUAUGAUUAUAGUAUAUAGUGUUAGCACAUUAACUAUUUGAAAUAAUCAAAUAGACAUAAGUUAAAUUGUUUUCAUUUAAUUAUAUAUAUUUACAGCAUUUAUUUUAUUAGGAAUAGAUUAUUAAAAUUUGCAUGUAACUAUUACUUUUAAAAUUUUGAAAUGAAAAAUAAUUUAAACUAUAUAAUUUUUAUAUGGAUUUUUGUAUAUUCAUUAUUACAUUAGUUAAAUUUUAGUAUGGAUUUUUGUAUUUAUAUUAUUAAACAUAAGUUUAUAUGUACAUAUGAUUUUGAUUUUACUAUAUGAUUUUAGUAUGGUUUUUUGUAUUUCAGAAGUGCUUUUAAAAAAAUACAUAAACAUACAUCUUUUAAAACACUGAAAGAAUAUCAAUUUAAGCUACUAUUUAAGAAAUUACAUAUAUAAUGCCAUGGGUUGCUAAAAAAACAUAUAUAAUGUCAUGAUGAUAUAAGUAACGGAAAGAACAUUUUAAUUGCUAUUAUACUAAAUCGAAUUCACUAAAUAAUAAGUUCUUGAUUUUAGUUCUUAUAUCCAAACCAUAUUUAUGAUAAAAUGAAAUUAAUAUAUGGUCUAUUUUCACAAUUGUAUCCUUUCCUUUCACCUCAUAAUGUUAUCCUCAUGACAAAAAAAAAAAGUCAACCAAAAUUAAUUUUCUACUAUUUUCACCAAUUAGUACACCCAAACUGUAUUGACAUAGCUAGAUUAACAAUAAUAACAGAAUUUUGGUCUUCAUCUUCUUCUUUCUUUCAGGGUGAGUUGUUAAGAAAAAUAGAAAAUAGCUAAAAAGGAAAAGAAAAAGGGAAACAGAUAACAAAUAAUCUUAUUUCUGGAAUUCAAAGCCUCUAUGGAUUCUCUCAAGAUCAAACAUAUAAAUUUCGUAAUCUGUUAAUAUGGUUUUUGCUCAUAGAAGAUGAAACUUGACACCCACGUUUGAUUUGAAAAAGAACACCAACCCUACCAAAUAUCCAUUACACCCACAUCAAUCUCCAGCUUUUCAUCAUCAUCUGGUGUUUAUUAUUGGAUUCUCAUCGUUAAUCCAUUGGUCAUCUGGUGUUUAUUAUUGGAUUCUCAUCGUUAAUCCAUUGGUCUGAAUGGCAUAUUGAAGGGUGAUUAAGAGAACCACCUUACAUACUCCUAAACAUGACUUCAUCUGGUAAAAGAAGCACAAGGCGAGGAUCAUCAUCAGCUUCCAAGAAACCGGUUCUCCAACCCCAGGAUAGUGGAAGCAGUAGCCUAAAUGAGAACCCCUCACCCAAACCCGGUUCACCUCUCCCUGAACCGGUUUCUUCAAACACCGAAAGAACCGUCAAGACGCUACGGUUAUCCAAAGCCAUCACCAUCCCCGAGGGAACAACUGUCUUUGACGCUUGUCGAAGAAUGGCUCGCAAAAAAGUUGAUGCAGUUCUUCUAACAGACUCAAGCGCUCUUCUUUCAGGCAUUGUCACCGACAAGGACAUAGCAACAAGAGUGAUCGCAGAAGGGUUGAGACCAGAACACACUCUUGUCUCCAAAGUCAUGACAAGAAACCCUAUCUUCGUCACUUCAGAAUCUCUCGCCAUCGAGGCUCUUGAGAAGAUGGUUCAAGGGAAGUUCAGACACUUACCGGUCGUAGAGAACGGUGAAGUCAUCGCUCUUUUAGACAUAACAAAAUGCCUCUACGACGCUAUCUCUCGUAUGGAGAAAGCAGCUGAGCAAGGAAGUGUUUUAGCUGCUGCUGCUGUGGAAGACAUUGAACGUCAAUGGGGAAGUGACAACACCUCAGCUCCAUAUCCUUUCGUUGAAACGUUAAGAGACCGUAUGUUCAAGCCUGCCUUGUCCACAAUCAUUACAGAACACUCAAAAGUUGCACUCGCGUCUCCCUCAGAUCCCGUCUUCGUAGCGUCCAAAAAGAUGCGUGAUCUACGUGUUAACUCAGUGAUCAUAACCGUUGGAAACAAGAUCCAAGGCAUUCUAACGUCAAAGGACAUAUUGAUGAGAGUCGUGGCUAAGAAUAUCUCCCCUGAGUUAACUCUUGUGGAGAAAGUAAUGACACCAAACCCUGAAACUGCAUGCAUGGAGACAACAAUAGUCGACGCGUUGCAUGUCAUGCAUGAAGGCAAAUUUCUACACCUUCCGGUUUUAGACAAGGACGGGUACGUAGUAGCGUGUGUUGACGUAUUGCAAAUAACUCACGCGGCUAUGUCCACCGUUGAGAGUAGUCCAGGAGCUGUUAGCGACAUGGCCAACACCAUGAUGCAAAAGUUUUGGGACUCGGCUCUAAGUUUAGACCCGCACCCACCUGAGGAUUACGAAACGCACAGCGAUUUGUCGUCUACGAUGUUGUUGAACUCGGAGGGAGGAGGAGGAGUAGACUCCGGGAAGCUGCAAUCUUGUGGGAGUGUGAGUUUGUUUGCUUUUAAGUUCGAAGAUCGUAAAGGGAGAGUGCAUAGGUUUGAGUCGACGGGGGAGAGUUUUGAGGAGGUGAUGAGUGGUGUGGUGCAAAGAUGUGAUGAUGGCGAUCUAGGGGUUCAGAUAAUGUACGAGGAUGAUGAAGGUGACAAGGUUUUGAUUAGUAGGGACAGUGAUGUUGUUGCUGCGGUUGCUUUUGCUAGGUCUUUGGGACAAAAGGUUUUGAGAUUGCAUGUGGAUUUUGCGGAGAUGGUGAGUGUUGAGAGAAGUGGAGAUUUGUCUGAGGGGAGUUGUGGUGAUGGCUGCGGUUGGGUUUGGUGGCAGGCUGGAGUUGUGGCUGGGGCUGUUGUCUUGACGAGCUUAGGUUUUCUUGUUUACCUGAAGCGUUCCAAGAAAUGAUAUGUAUUUUAAAUGAUUUAAAUCGAAAAUGUGGUUUUUGUCUUUUUCGAUUAACAUUUGUAAAACUAGUUCCUGUAAUGAUAUUAUUAUUGUUGCGAAAAAACGAUGAUGUCUACUAAUCUAUUUUUUUCAACUUCUUCAGUGUGAAAAAUGAAAAAUGCAGGCUGUGGAAUUCGAACCCACGCGCACUUAUGUGCAGAAGAACUUAAGUCUUCCCCCUUAACCACUCGGGCAAACCUGCUUAUUGAAAAACAAGGUGUAUAUUCAUACAUCACUUGCUAGUUGUUUACAACGUUUAUAACCGAGAAGAACGAUUCUGGUUGAUCCAAUUAAUUUGGUAUGAGUGCCUAUUACGCUCUAGUGAUCAUACGAGUGUGGAAAACUUAUGGAAACGUUCAACAAACGCAAACAGACUUUUUUCAUAUAGUGUGCGGUUAUAAGUUUCAAAGAAACACAUUUUUACCAGACAUUAAGCAGUCACAGCGUAGAACACUUUUGCUGAUAAAAUCAGCCUCUACGCCAUCCACACAUGAAAUUAAAAGAAGCCGAAAUUAGAUUAUAAAAGAAGAGCUGCUGUCCUCUUUAAAGGCAGAGCUAUCUCAGGUUUUUUUCUUACAAAAAUAAGCAACUUAAUCCCAACAAGAGUGGUUUGGAAAAUAAACCAACAAAGGGAGAAAAAAAAA